Molecule: messenger RNA, 6221 nt
Organism: Suricata suricatta (meerkat)
Lineage: Eukaryota; Metazoa; Chordata; Mammalia; Carnivora; Herpestidae
Gene: PLXNB3
Product: plexin B3
Exons: 36
Coding region: 153-5903 (1916 amino acids)
Biological process (GO): negative regulation of cell migration; positive regulation of axonogenesis; semaphorin-plexin signaling pathway involved in axon guidance
Cellular component (GO): semaphorin receptor complex
Molecular function (GO): semaphorin receptor activity; protein binding
Source: RefSeq, a predicted model, not a curated record
UGCGUUGUGGGAAGGAGGCUGGGGCUGUGCUGGGGACACACUUCUGGGCUGCUCGCUGCUCUUCAACCCCUGCCAGCGGCCCACCCAGGACAAUGCCCCCCACAGCCGCCUUGUGCCCAUCACCACUGCCCUGGGCCAGCUGAACUGAGGACAUGUGCCUCCCUCGGCGCCACACUGCCCGGGAGACCCCUCUGUCGCUCCCCUUCGAGGCGGUACGUGUCAUGGCGCCGCGGCCUCCGCUGGGGCCCCGCCUCCUGCUCGUGCUGCUGCUGUGCCCCCGGCCGCCCCCGACUGAGGCGCAUCGCUUCUCCGCGCCCAACACCACCUUCAACCACUUGGCACUGGCGCCCGACCGCGGCACGCUCUACGUGGGUGCCGUGAACCGCCUCUUCCAGCUCAGCCCAGAGCUGCAGCUUGAGGCCGCGGCCGUCACCGGCCCCGUGUUCGACAGUCCCGACUGCGUGCCCUUCCGUGACCCGACCGACUGCCCGCAGGCCCGGCUCACGGACAACGCCAACCAGCUGCUGCUGGUGAGCAGCCGGGCCCGGGAGCUCGUGGCCUGCGGGCAGGUGCGGCAAGGCGUGUGUGAGAAGCGGCGCCUCGACGACGUGGCGCAGGUACUGUACCAGGCCGAGGACCCUGGCGACGGGCAGUUUGUGGCCGCCAACGCCCCAGGGGUGGCCACGGUGGGCCUGGUGGUGCCGACGCCGGGCCGGGACCUCCUGCUGGUGGCCAGAGGCCUGGCGGGCAAGCUGUCAGCAGGGGUGCCGCCCCUCACUGUCCGCCAGCUAGGCGGGCCACAGCCCUUCUCCAGCGAGGGCCUGGGCCGUCUGGUGGUGGGCGACCUCUCGGACUACAACAACAGCUACGUGGGGGCCUUUGCCAAUGCCCGCUCCGCCUACUUUGUCUUCCGCCGCCGGGGCGCGCGGGCGCAGGCCGAGUACCGCUCCUACGUGGCCCGGCUCUGUCUCGGUGAUGCCAACCUCUACUCCUACGUGGAGGUGCCCCUCACCUGCCAGGGCCAGGGCCUCAUCCAAGCUGCCUUUCUCACCCCGACUACCUUGCUGGGGGCAUUUGCCGCGGGCCCCGGCACAGCACAGGCGGCCCUGUGCGCCUUUUCCCUGGCCGAGCUAGACGGGAGCAUGGAACAGGCCCGUCGCCUUUGCUACACGGCCGGUGGCCGGGGCCCCAGCGGCGCAGAGGAAGCCGCCGUAGAGUACGGAGUCACAUCUCGCUGCGUCGCACUGCCCCCCGACUCCCCGGAGUCAUACCCCUGUGGUGACGAGCACACCCCCAGCCCCAUUGCUGGUCUCCAGCCCCUGGAGGCCAGGCCUCUGCUGUGGCUCCCGCAGCCCAUCAGUGCCGUCGCAGGCCUGCAGACAGAUGGGCACACGAUAGCUUUCCUGGGGGACACCCAGGGUCAGCUGCAUAAGGUCUUUCUCAACGGCUCCCAAGGCCAGGUGUACCACUCCCAGCAGGUGGGGCCUCCGGGCUCAGCCGUCAGCCCAGACCUGCUGGUGGACGGCAGCGGCAGCCACGUCUAUGUCCUGACCACCGGGCAGGUGGACCGGGUGCCUGUGGCUGCCUGUUCCCAGUUCCCUGACUGCACCAGCUGCCUGCAGGCCCGGGACCCACUGUGCGGCUGGUGCGUCCUCCAGGGCAGGUGUGCCCGCAAGGGCCAGUGCAGCCGGGCGGCCCAGGCCGAUCACUGGCUGUGGAGCUUCGGGGACAGCCGCUGCCCGCAUGUGCAGAGCCUGCUGCCGGCCCACCGCCCUCGCCAGGAGCAGGGUCCGGUCACCUUGUCUGUCCCUCGGCUGCCCACCCUGGCCAUGGAUGAAUACUUCCAUUGCGCCUUUGGGGACUACGACACUUUGGCCCACGUGGAAGGGCCCCACGUGGCCUGCAUCAGCCCUCCCCCAGACCAGUUGCCUCUUAACCCUCCGGGCACAGACCACGUCACCUUGCCCCUGGCUCUGAUGUUUGAGGAUGUGGCUGUGGCUGCCACCAACUUCUCCUUCUAUGACUGCAAUGCUGUCCAGGCCUUGGAAGUGGCUGCUCCGUGCCGUGCUUGUGUGGGCAGCCUCUGGCAGUGCCACUGGUGCCCACGGAGCAGCCGCUGCGUGCAUGGAGAGCACUGCCCAGAGGGCGAGGUGACCAUCUACAGUGCCCAGGAGGUAGAUGUCCACGUGCGUGGUCCACAGGCCUGUCCCCAGGUGGAGGGCCCAGCAGGUCCCCUCCUGGUGCCUGUUGGUUGGGAGAGCCAUCUGGCCCUGCGCGUGCGGAACCUUCAGCAUUUCGGAAGCUUGCCCGCCUCCUACCACUGUUGGCUGGAGCUGCCCGGGGAACUUCGAAAGCUGCCAGCCUCCCUGGAAGAGGUGGCCGGGGACGUGGGCCUCAUCGACUGCCAGGCCCAGCAGUUCUACCCCUCCAUGGCCCAGCAGGAGCUCCUGGUGCCCAUCUAUGUCACCCGGGGCAAGGGGCAGCGGCUGGACAAUGCCCACACUCUUCAUGUGACCUUGUAUGACUGCGCCGUGGGCCACCCCGACUGCAGCCGCUGCCAGGCGGCCAACGGAAGUCUGGGCUGUCUGUGGUGCGGCCACGGGCGGCCCACCUGUCGCUACGGUCCCCUAUGCCCCCCCGGGGCCGUGGAGCUGCUGUGUCCCACCCCCAGCAUUGACGCAAUCCAGCCCCUGACCGGGCCCCCUGAGGGUGGUUUGGCCCUCACCAUCUGGGGCUCCAACCUGGGCCGGGACUUUGCUGAGGUGCGAGACGCCGUGAAUGUGGCUGGCCGGCCCUGUAGUCCUGAGCCCUCCCUCUACCGCACCUCUGCCCGGAUUGUGUGUGUGACAUCCCCUGCCCCCAGUGGCACGACGGGGCCAAUCCAAGUAGCCAUUAAGAAUCGGCCACCAGGCGUCUCAACCCAACAUUUCACCUACCAGGACCCCAUCCUGCUGAGCCUGAGCCCCCCGCGGGGCCCCCAGGCAGGGGGCACCCAGCUCACUAUCCAUGGGCAGCACCUACAGACAGGAGGCAACGUCAGCGUCUUUGUGGGCAGACAGCCCUGUCCCAUCCGGGAGCCGGUGUGUCCUGAGGCCAUUGUGUGCCACACCAUGUCCCAGGCCCACCCGGGAGAAGCUGUGGUUCGAGUGGUGUUUGGCCACGCGCACCGCGCGCUGCCCGCCAGCGCCUUCCGCUACACUGCUGACCCCCAGCUUGUGUCGGCAGAGCCCAGCGUCAGCUUCCGGGGGGGCGGCCGGCUGAUCCGAGUCAGGGGCACGGGCCUGGAUGUGGUGCAGCAGCCCCUGCUGUCCGCGUGGCUGGAGGCCACAGCGGAGGGGCAGGCCGCAAGGGCCCAGCCCCCGGCCCCAACCCCAAGGAGGAGCUGCGGGGCCCCCCUUGCAGCCCCCCAGGCUUGUAUCCAGCUUGAGGGAGGCUUGCUGCAGUGCUCCACCAUCUGUUCCGUCAACUCGUCCAGCCUCCUCCUGUGCCGGAGCCCUGCUGUGCCAGAUGGGGCGCGCCUGCGGCGCGUCUUCUUCACCUUGGACAACGUGCAUGUGGAUUUCGCCAGCGCCAGUGGGGGCCAGGACUUCCGGUACCAGCCCAACCCCCGUCUGGCCCCCCUCAGCGGAGAGGAGCCCACCCGCCCCUACCGCCUCAAGCCGGGCAACGUGCUGGAUGUGGAGGGCCAGGGCCUCAACCUGGGGAUCAGCAAGGAGGAGGUGCGCGUGCACAUCGGCGAUGGCGAGUGCCUGGUGAAGACCCUCACGCUCACCCACCUCUACUGCGAGCCGCCAGCCCGGGCCCCCCAGCCCGCCAAUGGCUCCAGUACCCUGCCGCAGUUCGUGGUUCAGAUGGGCAACGUGCGCCUGGCGCUGGGCCCCGUCCAGUACGAGACUGAGCCCGCCCUGCCCACCUUCUCCGUGGAGGCCCAGGCGGGCCUGGGCAUGGGCGCGGCAGUUCUCAUUGCCGCCGUCCUCCUCCUCACCCUCAUGUACAGGCACAAGAGCAAGCAGGCCCUGCGGGACUAUCAGAAGGUUCUCCUGCAGCUGGAGAACCUGGAGAUCGGCGUGGGGGACCAGUGCCGCAAGGAGUUCACAGACCUGAUGACCGAGAUGACCGACCUCAGCAGCGACCUAGAGGCCAGCGGGAUCCCCUUCCUGGACUACCACACCUAUGCGGAGCGAGUCUUCUUUCCGGGGCGCGGCAGCCGCCCGCUGCAGCCCGCACCCGAGGGGCCCGGGGAGGAGGGCCCCCGUGCCCCCGUGCGCCAGGGCCUGACGCAGCUCUCCAACUUGCUCAACAGCAAGCUCUUCCUCCUCACGCUCAUCCACACCCUGGAGGCGCAGCCCAGCUUCUCCCAGCGGGACCGCUGCCACGUGGCGUCUCUGCUGUCCCUGGCGCUGCACGGCAAGCUCGAGUACCUGACCGACAUCAUGAGGACUCUGCUAAGUGACCUGGCUGCCCAUUACGUGCACAAGAACCCCAAGCUCAUGCUGCGCAGGACAGAGACCAUGGUAGAGAAGCUGCUUACCAACUGGCUGUCCAUCUGUCUCUACGCCUUCCUGAAGGAGGUGGCUGGUGAGCCCCUGUACAUGCUGCUCCGGGCCAUCCAGUACCAGGUGGACAAGGGCCCCGUGGACGCUGUCACCGGCAAGGCAAAACGGACCCUGAACGACAGCCGCUUGCUUCGGGAGGAUGUGGACUUCCGGCCCCUGACACUGACGGUGUUGGUGGGCCCCAGGCCUGGCGGGGCCGCGGGGAGCGGUGCGGUGCAGCGCGUGCCUGCCCGGGUGCUCGACACAGACACUAUCACCCAGGUCAAAGAGAAGGUGUUGGACCAAGUCUACAAGGGCACCCCCUUCUCCCAGAGGCCCUCAGUGCAUGCCCUAGACCUCGAGUGGCGCUCGGGCCUUGCUGGUCAUCUAACCCUGUCAGAUGAGGACCUGACUUCAGUGACCCAGAAUCACUGGAAGAGACUCAACACCCUACAGCACUACAAGGUCCCAGAUGGAGCCACAGUGAGGCUCAUCCCCCAGCUGCACAACGGAGGUGCCAUCUCGCAGAGCCUGGCCCAGAGCUGCCUCCCGGGGGAGAACACGCCCAUGCCGGAGGACGGUGAGGAGGGCGGGGUCCACCUGUGGCACCUGGUGAAAGCCACCGAAGAGCCAGAAGGGGCUAAGACCCGGCGUAGCAGCCUGAGAGAGCGAGAACGCGAACGGGCGCGGGCCAAGGCAAUUCCAGAAAUCUACCUCACCCGCCUGCUCUCCAUGAAGGGCACGCUGCAGAAGUUUGUGGAUGACGCCUUCCAGGCCGUCCUCAGUGUGAACAGGCCCGUGCCCAUUGCCGUCAAGUACCUGUUCGACUUCCUGGACGAGCUGGCACAGAAGCAUGGCAUUGACGAUCCGGAGACCCUGCACAUCUGGAAGACUAACAGCCUGUUGUUGCGGUUCUGGGUGAACACCCUGAAGAACCCACAGCUCAUCUUCGAUGUGCGCGUGUCAGACAACGUGGACGCCAUCCUGGCUGUCAUCGCCCAAACCUUCAUCGACUCCUGCACUAUCUCAGAGCAUAAAGUGGGUCGGGACUCGCCAGUGAACAAGCUGCUGUAUGCCCGGGAGAUCCCUCGCUACAAGCAGAUGGUGGAAAGAUACUACUCGGACAUCCGCCAGAGCUCCCCGGCCAGCUAUCAGGAGAUGAACUCGGCUCUGGCCGAGCUCUCCGGGAACUACACGUCGGCUCCCCACUGCCUGGAAGCUCUGCAGGAGCUCUACCACCACAUCCACAGGUAUUAUGACCAGAUCAUCAGUGCCCUGGAGGAGGACCCCGUAGGCCAGAAGAUGCAGCUGGCCUGCCGCCUGCAGCAGGUAGCAGCCCUGGUGGAGAACAAGGUGACAGACCUGUGAGCUGGUCACCUGAGGACCACCGGCCUGGAGAGGAGCAAGGGGCACGGCCUACCACCGCCUGUCGCCGCAGUGCCUUAGGACCCCUGGAUAGAGCCAGCAACCGAGGAGGGGGCAGCAGGGCAUGGAAGGGGGCCGUGCCUGCCGGGUAGCUCCCUGCCACCUCUCCCACAGCCCACCCUGCCUUCCCCUACCCGGGCUUCUUUCUAAUUUAUCGUAAUCCUUACCUCUUCCCCCUGUCUCCCUCACUGUAUUUAUUUGCUUGCUGGAGAAUCACAUCUGGAAAUAAAAUAGAAAUACAUCUUUUUAGAAAAAGCCUAA